Molecule: messenger RNA, 712 nt
Organism: Cajanus cajan (pigeon pea)
Lineage: Eukaryota; Viridiplantae; Streptophyta; Magnoliopsida; Fabales; Fabaceae
Source: RefSeq, a predicted model, not a curated record
CCGGAUACCCCAUGUGCUUUCUCUUCCCUACUCUCUAUUUAUACCUCACUUUUUCAUACCCUCUCUCACAUGCCUUGUUCUUCUUAAGUUUAAUAUAUGAUUCUUCAUUAUUAUUAUUAUUACUACUAACAUGGGGAACUGUUUGAGGAGCAACAAAAUAUCAGCCCAAGAUCAUGGUGAGAACUAUGAAACCACCCCAUCCAAAGUUGAGAAGAUCAUAAAGGUUCCACCAUCAUCCAAGUUGGAAGCACCAAGGGUGGAUCAAAGCAGCAUAAUGAAGAAGAAGGUGAGGUUCAAUAUUAUAGAGAAUGAUGGUUCUUAUGAAGGUGGUGAGAGAGGAAGUGGUAAAGGUAAUUGUAGAAGUGUGAGGAUUAGAGUGGUGAUGACUCAGGAAGAGUUGAAGAGGAUGUUGAGGUGCAAGGAUGAAGCUCACCACACUUCAUUGGAGGAAUUGUUAGAUGCUGUGAGGUUGAGGGGAGGAAGAAUUUCAGAGGUUGGUGAAUGUGGUGAUGAGAGAAUGGAUUCUUGGAAGCCAUCUUUAGACAGUAUUCCAGAGGAUAGCUUGAUGAAUUUACUUUAGUCUUUUUGUUAGUAAUUCCACUACAUAUAGACAAUGAAAUAUAUUUUAUUUUUUUUCAUUUGAUGUAUUGAACUCCACAUCAAUGAAGUAGUUUCAAUGUUACAUAGAAAUCUGGAACUUAAUUAAUUAUAA